AUGAUUCUCCGGCACUUGGGUGUGCGGCAAAGCCGCCAGUUUCUUGCUUUCAGUCGCCAGACUCGCAUUCUGAGCCGCUUCAACUCGACCGGAACGCCUGUCGACACUGCGGUGCCAACUCCUUCUGAGGCGCCUGCAGUCCAAGCCGAGAAACCUUUUGUGCCGCGAAAACCAUUGUCAGAGGAAAAGCUUGCUUGGAGAAACAAAGAACAACAAAAGCACAGCUUCCACGCCCUUGGUAGUGAUGUGGCAGAUGCCUACGAACCCGAGGAUCUCAUCCGAAACCCUCCUAAGCCCUCCGACAUCUCUCUUGAACUGCUCCUCGCAUCCCAGACACAUCUCGGACACUCGACGUCCCGGUGGAACCCUCAAAAUUCGCGCUACAUCUUCGGUAUCCGAGACGGAAUCCAUAUCAUCUCGCUGGAUAUCACCGCUGCAUACCUGCGACGUGCUGCCAAGGUCGUCGAAGAGGUGUCCGCCCGCGGCGGUCUGGUCCUCUUUGUCGGCACAAGAAAGGGUCACAAGCGAACCGUAGUGAGGGCUGCCGAACUGGCCCGAGGAUACCACAUCUUUGAGCGAUGGAUUCCUGGCAGUCUUACCAAUGGUCAACAGAUCCUGGGUCACUGUGACCUUAAGUUUGUCAAUGGCUUGGAUGAGGAGAUUCCCAAGUUCAAGCCCCUUCUGGCUGAACGCCCGGCCGCCAAACCGGACCUGGUGGUUUGCCUGAACCCCGUUGAGAAUGUUGUUAUGUUGCACGAAUGCGGUCUCAACAACGUUCCCACCAUCGGUAUCAUCGAUACUGACGCCGAUCCUACCCGGGUCACCUACCCCAUCCCGUCCAACGACGACAGUUUGCGAGCCGUGACCGUCAUCGCUGGUAUCUUGGGAAGAGCAGGUGAGGCAGGUCAGGAGAGAAGACUCAAGAAGGCGGCCGAGGGUAAACUCACAUACGAGCGUAUUACCCCCGAUGACCUUGGCAUUACAUCUGAUGAUAAAUGA
Messenger RNA from Aspergillus wentii DTO 134E9, 999 nucleotides. Its product is annotated as mitochondrial 37S ribosomal protein uS2m. Bases 1 to 999 code for a protein of 332 amino acids. Gene Ontology annotation, cellular component: mitochondrial small ribosomal subunit; ribosome. Gene Ontology annotation, biological process: translation. Gene Ontology annotation, molecular function: structural constituent of ribosome. Lineage: Eukaryota; Fungi; Ascomycota; Eurotiomycetes; Eurotiales; Aspergillaceae. The record is from RefSeq and is a predicted model, not a curated record. The transcript is spliced from 3 exons.